AUGAAAUUUACUCCAUUUUUUGGGCUGCUCUAUUUCGCGAAUGGGCUUGGAAUAGAGAUUGAAUCGAUCGAAACUCGAGUUGUUGGCGGAUAUGCAGUUGAUUUAGCCCCUUCUUGGCUCGGCGCUUUGGUGGUAGUUAAUUCUAGAGGAGAGCCAGAUCAGCUGAUUUGUGGAGUUAUUCUUGUCAGCCCUCACGUGGCUAUUACUGCUGCACAUUGCAUAUUCGAAGACACUUCGAUUUACAGAGUUGUGUUUGGUGUCUCAUCGCGGGACGACCUCCCGAAGUCUCCUACGAAAAUAGAAAACCCUGCAAGCAUUAAAAUUCAUCCUGACUACGAGUCGCCUGCUCCCGGUGUUUUGCUAAAUGAUAUCGCAGUGAUUAUAUUCAAAGAAAAGAUCGUCGAGUAUACACCCAUCCGAAUCGCCAAAUUUUUGCCAUAUGGAGAGAACAGUCAGCAAUGCCAAAUCUUUGGAUGGGGAGCAACGGGAAAAUCAACUAAUGGAGUGCUGAGCAAUGGUGACCUCCCACGGCAGCUCCAUACGGCAACUUUAGAAGUUUUCUCGAAUGAGCACUGCCAGAGGUUCUAUUCAGAAUACACGUCCUUCGUCAAUGGCGACAUUCAUUUGUGCGCAGGGAGUGUGAAUGGGAGCGUUGACGCUUGUCGCGGAGACUCUGGAAGUCCUCUCGUUUGUGGUACAGAGGUGGUCGGACUAGUAAGCUGGGGUAUCGGAUGUGGCGAGCCAAAUCUACCCGGCGUGUAUACCAACGUCCUCUAUUAUUUAGAAUGGAUCAACGACAAUGAGAUGGUGAACACUGACACUGGCAUUGCAGAAUGUGCUUGUGGUUUGAGCCGUGCUGACAGAAUCACCAAUAGCCAGAAAGCGAAAACAGACACGUGGCCAUGGUUUGUACUAAUUGCAAAAUCAGACGAGGCUGGGAAUUACCGUCAAGUUUGUGGAGGAACGCUAGUCGGAACGAACUUCAUCAUCUCUGCUGCGCAUUGUUUCGUCUUUGAAGAGAAUGUUUCCGGUUACAACUUCAUCCCUACGCAGCGAUAUCGGUUCUACUUAAAUUUCUAUUCGAAGAGGGAUUUGAGUAAUGCUAGGCUUGCAACGGCAGAGUGGAUCAAAUGCCACCCCCGUUUUUCACAGCAAAAACGAGGAAUCUACAAUGACAUUUGCUUGAUUAAGCUCAAGAAGUCGCUCCCCUGCGAUAGCAAAACGAGGCCUGCUUGCCUUCCGACCAAAACUCCAUCUGAAAAAAAAGUUGGUGGUCUCUCAGAUUUGUUUAGAUCGACUUUAAUUAGAUUUGUUAUGCGGCUGGCUUCGGUGAUUUAA
Oikopleura dioica is the source of this 1338-nucleotide messenger RNA. The record is from the annotation of a GenBank genome assembly. Lineage: Eukaryota; Metazoa; Chordata; Appendicularia; Copelata; Oikopleuridae.